Molecule: messenger RNA, 1456 nt
Organism: Drosophila ficusphila
Lineage: Eukaryota; Metazoa; Arthropoda; Insecta; Diptera; Drosophilidae
Exons: 10
Coding region: 129-1433 (434 amino acids)
Source: RefSeq, a predicted model, not a curated record
CAAAAAGUGUAAAUAGUGGAAAAGAACUUCAGUUAAUUCUAAAAAACAAGAUAAAGGAAGACGUGUUUUAUUGGACGCUCUUUCAGUAAUAGAAUACAAGGAGGUCUAAACAGGUGUUACAAAAAAGGAUGGACCAUUACGAGAUUUCUGCUAGAUUUUUUAAGCUCGAGCAGCAAAUUGAUAAUUUGGAAAAGUAUGUAAUAGAUACGACAUCAAAGAUUCUGGCCGAAAUUUCAAUAUUAACGGCUAAUAUGAACGUGGGCAAGCGGACAUUUCCGGUUUCGUCAUUUGAAGAACUCGGCCAAUUGGAAUCGGAUGCCCAAGCCAAUCCAGAAGCAUUUAUAACGUUGUUAAAAAACGUAAUCGGAGAUGAAGGCAUAAUAGAUGGUCUAAGACGACUUCUUUCAGAGGACCUAUUACUUAAAAUGAACUAUUCGGGAAAGAAGGGGCUGGUCGGCCUAGUGAAAUAUAAUAACUUCACCCACGUACUGUAUGAAUCACAAAGAAACGACAAUUACAGUCUUAGCCAAUAUAACGAGGAUCUGCGUUCAGCGUUCGCUAAGGCGAAACAUAAAGUAUACAAAAGUACUUAUGACAAAAAAAGGAAAACAAAUUUUCAGGAAAAUACUUAUGGAGAAAAGAAAAAAACAAAUUACGUGCGCAAGCGGACAUUUCCGAUUUCGUCAUUUGAAGAACUCGGCCAAUUGGACUCCGAUGCCCAAGCCGAUCCAGAAGCAUUUAUAAUCUCGUUUAAAAACAUAAUCGGAAAUAAAGGCAUAAAAACUGGUCUAAAACGACUUCUUUCAGAGGACCUGUUAUUUAAAAUGAAUUAUUCAGGAAAGAUGGGACAGGUCGGCCUAGUGAAAUAUAAUAACUUCACCGACGUACUGUAUGAAUCACUCAAAACCGACAAUUACAGUCUUGACCAAUACAAAUUAGAUCUGCGUUCAGCGUUCACUAAGGCAAAAAAUAAAGUAUACAAAAAUACUUAUGACAAAAAAAAGAAAACAAAUAUUCAGGAAAAUACUUAUGACAAAAAAGGGAAAACAAACUUUCAGGAAAACGUGUGCGGGCGGAAAUUUCCGAUUUCGUCAUUUGAAGAACUCGGCCAAUUGGACUCCGAUGCCCAAGCCAAUCCAGAAGCAUUUAAAAUCUCGUUUAAAAACAUAAUCGGAAAUGAAGGCAUAAUAGCUGGUCUAAGAAAACUUCUGUCAGAUGACCUGUUAUUUAAAAUGAAUUAUUCGGGAAAGAUGGGACAGGUCGGCCUAGUGAAAUAUUAUAACUUCACCAACGUACUGUAUGAAUCACUCAAAAACGAAAAUUACAGUCUUCAACAAUAUAAAUGUGAUCUGCGUUCAGCGAUCCUUAAGGCAAAAAAUAAAGUGUACAAAAAUAAUUUUAACAAAAAAAGGAAAACAAAUUCUCAGGAAUAAAAUGUUAAUAGUCGUACAAAUUA